AUGUCUUCACCACAACAACGUCUAAGCUCCGUCGCCAACCAGCUGGCAGCUCCUGGCUCGGCCCGCCAAAAGAUUCUGGCCAAGAACCCAGAUGAUGUUGUUAUCACUUACCUGGCCCGCACACCGCUCACCAAGGCCCGCAAGGGUGGGUUGAAGGAUACCACCGUGGAUGACCUCCUCGUCUCACUGCUCACGACCGUCCGCGAGAAGUCCAACCUGGACCCCAACCUUGUGGAGGAUGUCUGCGUUGGUAACGUCCUCUGCCCCGGUUCGGCAUAUGUCGCCCGUUCCGCUGUGCUGGCAGCAGGCUUCCCAGUAACAGCAGCUGCCUCCAUCGCCAACCGAUUCUGCUCAUCCGGUCUCCUGGCCAUCCAAAACAUCGCCAACCAAAUCAUCGCAGGAUCCAUCGAUGUCGGAGUGGCUGUCGGAGCCGAGAGCAUGAGCAAGAACGCCGACGGCGGCGCCCCCGAAAUGUCCGAACGCAUCCAAAAUCACCCGAUCGCAUCCCAAAACUCUCAGCCCAUGGGACAGACCUCAGAGAAUGUAGCAAACCAGUUCAACAUCUCACGCGAGCAGCACGACAGGUUCGCUGCCAACAGUUUCCAGAAGGCUGAGCGUGCCCAGAAGGCCGGCUGGCUCGAGGACGAGAUUGUCCCCGUCAAGACUCAAAUUAAGGACCCCAAGACCGGCGAGGUGAAAGAUAUCGUUGUUGACCGUGACGAUGGAAUCCGCUACGGUACUACCCCGGAGUCGCUCGGCAAGGUCCGCGCUGCCUUCCCCCAGUGGGCCCCUAGUGCUACUACCGGCGGUAACGCCAGUCAGAUUACCGAUGGUGCUGCUGCUUUGGUUCUCAUGAAGCGCUCACGGGCCCAGGAGCUCGGUCAACCCAUUGUUGCCAAGUUCUGUGGUGCUACCGUUUCUGGUCUGGAGCCCAGAAUCAUGGGUAUUGGCCCAUCCCUUGCCAUCCCCAAGAUUUUGAACAAGUUCAACUUGAGCAAGGAUGAUAUUGAUAUUUUUGAGAUUAACGAGGCCUUUGCCUCAAUGGGUGUGUACUGCGUCAACAAGCUGGGCUUGGAUGAAUCUAAGGUGAACCCUCGUGGUGGUGCUAUUGCUUUUGGUCACCCUCUCGGAGCCACUGGCGCUCGCCAGGCCGUCACUGCUCUGUCUGAGUUGCGUCGACAGGAUAAGCGGGUCGCCGUGACCUCGAUGUGUGUGGGCACUGGCAUGGGUAUGGCCGGUAUCUUUGUUUCUGAGCAUUAA
Molecule: messenger RNA, 1260 nt
Organism: Penicillium crustosum
Lineage: Eukaryota; Fungi; Ascomycota; Eurotiomycetes; Eurotiales; Aspergillaceae
Product: putative peroxisomal 3-ketoacyl-coA thiolase (Kat1)
Exons: 6
Coding region: 1-1260 (419 amino acids)
Biological process (GO): fatty acid beta-oxidation; phenylacetate catabolic process
Cellular component (GO): peroxisome
Molecular function (GO): acetyl-CoA C-acyltransferase activity
Source: RefSeq, a predicted model, not a curated record